UUAAUUGGAUUCUUCCCAUAAAUUAGGCAUUUCUCAACCAAACAUCCAUUCCCGCUCAUUCUUUCUCUCCAACAAUGGCGAUAAUCUCAUCGUCCGCCGGCGACAGAAAAUCCCGACGAAGCCUUAAAUCUUCUCUCCUCUCCCAAAAUCACCACAUUUACCACAAAAAUCACCAUAACCACGAAUUCUCCGAAGGUUUUGCCGGCGCUUCGUUUUCCGGCGCCGUCUUCAAUCUCUCGACAACCAUUGUGGGCGCAGGAAUUAUGGCUCUUCCGGCUACAUUUAAACAACUCGGCCUCAUUCCCGGCAUAACACUAAUUAUCGGUGCCGCUUUCUUGACGGAAUUCUCGAUCGAUAUGAUUCUUAGAUUCAGUAAAGCUUCUAAAUCAUCCACUUAUUCUGCUGCUGCUGGUGAUGCUUUUGGCAUUUUUGGACGUGUAAUUUUGCAGGUUUGCAUCAUCAUCAACAAUCUCGGAAUGCUAGUCGUCUAUUUGAUCAUUAUCGGGGAUGUGCUGGCGGGAACGUGGUCAAAGGGAUCACACCAUAAAGGUCUAAUGGAGGAAUGGUUUGGACAACAAUGGUGGUGGACCUCACGCUCAACUUGGCUUCUUUUAACCACAUUUUUUGUUAUUUCCCCUCUCAUUUCUCUUAAGCGUGUUGAUUCAUUGAGGUAUACUUCAGCCUUGUCAGUGGGUUUGGCUAUUGUUUUUGUUGCAAUAACAGCAGGAGUGACUAUUGUAAAGUUGUUAGAAGGAACCACAAAAAUACCUUCAUUGUUUCCCGAACUAGUGGACCAAGCAUCAUUCUGGAAGCUCUUUACAACUAUCCCAAUUCUAGUUACUGCAUAUAUUUGCCACCACAAUGUUCAUCCUAUUGAGAACGAGCUUACAGACCAGUCCCAGAUGAAGUCUAUUGUUAAGACAUCACUCACAUUGUGCUCCUCUGUUUAUGUUGCCACAAGCUUUUUUGGGUUCCUUUUGUUCGGCGAACAGACAUUGGACGAUGUACUUGCGAACUUUGAUGGUGACCUUGGGGUUCCAUAUAGCUCAUUACUGGAUGAUGUGGUUCGAGUUAGUUAUGGUAUCCACUUGAUGCUUGUUUUUCCUAUUGUUUUCUACUCCCUUCGCCUCAAUGUGGAUGGCCUGCUCUUUUCACAUGCCAUACCUUUAGCAUAUGAUAACAAGAGAUUCUACUCAGUGACUGCAUUCCUUAUGUGUUUAAUAUUUCUUGGGGCCAACUUUGUACCUAGCAUUUGGGAUGCAUUUCAGUUCACUGGUGCUACUGCUACUAUGUCUGUUGGAUACAUAUUUCCGGCUGCAAUUGCACUGAGGGACAAGCACUCCAUUGCAACAAGAAAAGAUCGACUAAUAUCUUGGAUAAUGAUUCCAUUAGCAGUGUUAUCUAGUACAGUAGCUAUUCUAAGUGACCUAUAUAGCUUUUACGCUACCGACAAUGGACCUGAAAUGUGAGUACUGCGGAGUCCUUUGUAUCUAGGUGCACAUCAUACGCAGUUUGCACUGUGUCCUUAAUCCAUACACGAGUUUGGAAAGAAAUCUUUCUUCUGUUAGAUAAUACCGACAUUGGGAAUAUGGCGCCACCAAUUAGUACAAGAGGAGGCUGUAUAUGUUGGUGAAUGACGCGGUGGUGCCUAUCUAUUUAUAUGCAAAGUGGUUGGUUUAGUGCAGCUUAUAGUGUACAUACGCAACUGACAUAAAAGGAUUACUUACUGCCCCAUUCCCUUAUAUAAUGCCAUUAAAAUUUUUGUUUCAAAGGAUUAGAAAUUUAAUCUUUGGAACUAGAUUAUUUAAUUUGUUACUUGUUCUAAUUAUAUUUCUCAGAUAUCUUAUUGUGGCUUUUUUCUGCUGCCUUUUCCUCAAUGUGAUGGUGUAUAUGUAAAUUGAUAUCGGCAAUGUUGAAAUAGUCUAUCUAAUUGCGCCAAAGGGCCAAUGACAUGUCCUAUCUCUAAAUAAGUAGAAGUACUCCUUCUUAGAAUUAUACUUCAACAAUAAUACCCAAAAAUACAUGUAAAUCUAAGAAACAAUGUAUGUGAAUAUCUUAAAGAACAUAUCUUGUGCACCAUCCUUGGUAGCGAAGUUUGUUGUUGGAAAACCUCUUGAUCAGGGAUGUAAGUUAGACCUUCAAAAUGUAAU
This is a messenger RNA of Amaranthus tricolor (Joseph's coat), 2150 nucleotides long. RefSeq names its product amino acid transporter AVT6A-like. Bases 75 to 1469 code for a protein of 464 amino acids. Gene Ontology annotation, molecular function: amino acid transmembrane transporter activity. The transcript has 5 exons. NCBI's taxonomy places the organism in Eukaryota, Viridiplantae, Streptophyta, Magnoliopsida, Caryophyllales, Amaranthaceae. The record is from RefSeq and is a predicted model, not a curated record. Gene Ontology annotation, biological process: amino acid transmembrane transport.